This is a messenger RNA of Oncorhynchus masou masou (cherry salmon), 7435 nucleotides long. RefSeq names its product AF4/FMR2 family member 1-like. NCBI's taxonomy places the organism in Eukaryota, Metazoa, Chordata, Actinopteri, Salmoniformes, Salmonidae. The transcript is spliced from 20 exons. Gene Ontology annotation, cellular component: super elongation complex; nucleus. The coding region runs from base 517 to 3876 and encodes 1119 amino acids. Gene Ontology annotation, biological process: regulation of gene expression. The record is from RefSeq and is a predicted model, not a curated record.
GACGGAACCAGGAAGCCCUCCAGGAGAAGGAGUUCUACCAGGAGAACGUUCCCCUUUUUGGGGAACCCUACAAGAUCUCCUCUAGAGCAGUGAAGUUCUGGGGCUGUUGCUGGGCAACACGGACUUUCAACUCCCUCCAAAGAUUUUCUAUGGGGUUGAGAUCUGGAGACUGGCUAGGACACUGCAGGACCUUGAAAUGCUUCUUACGAAGCCACUCCUUCGUUGCCCGGGCGGUGUGUUUGGGAUCAUUGUCAUGCUGAAAGACCCAGCCACGUUUCAUCUUCAAUGCCCUUGCUGAUGGAAGGAGGUUUUCACUCAAAAUCUCACGAUACACGGCCCCAUUCAUUCUUUCCUUUACACGGAUCAGUCGUCUUGGUCCCUUUGCAGAAAUACAGCCCCAAUGCGUGAUGUUUCCACCCCCAUACUUCACAACGGACCUGGACAUGUACUGGCUUAAGCAGGGGGACACGUCUGGCACUGCAGGAUUUGAGUCCCUGGCUGCGUAGUGUGUUACUAAUGACAAACAAAGGAGAUGAGCUUUCCUGCCGUAUACAGGGGAUGCUGGGUAGUUAUGAAGAUGUGAAAAUCUCCAACUCUCAUCUGUGUUUGGACAGUAGCUUCUCUAAUGACCCUCCAUUUCACGUCACCACAACAUAUAGGCGGCCAUCUCACAGCCGAGACAGAGUGAAGCCUGCAUUCCAGAACACUCCUCUGUACGGGGCAGGCCAGAAUGGUAGUGGUGGUCCCUCCAUUAGCAGGCAAACUUCUCAGCCUCUGAAGAGGCUCCCUGUUCCCUCCUCCCACACCCUGUCCUCACUGGGUCUCAGUCAAGGCCAGGCCAGCCCUGAUCCCCUCCAGGGGAAACCUGAACCCUGCCCCUGGCCAGACCUGAGGGAGUGUGCCAGUCUUAUUCCGGUCCUCUCCACCCUGUCCCCCCCAGCUGAGCCCCUAUCCCCCCUACAUUCCAGUGACCCCAGCGACUCUGAGCCCCAGGACACCCCUGACAGGCACCAAGGAUCCCCCCUGCACACCGACUCCCCUGUCCCAAUGGAGGGGUCCCCUCUGGAUGACCCCCAGAGAGACAUCCCACUUCUGGCCAUCGAGGGAGCAACAACCCUGUCCUCUCAAACAUUCCCUCUACCACUGGCCUCUAAACCAAAUCUGGUCAUGCCCCAGAAGCCCACAGCCUACGUCCGGCCCAUGGACGGCCAGGACCAGGUGACCAGCGAGUCUCUGGACCUCAAGCCCUCUCCUGAAGGAUUCCAUGGACAGUCUUAUCAUGAACCCUUACCAGACUUGAAAAGCACCAAGCCCAGCCUUUUCAAACUGAAGAUUCCAUCACAGUCUAUAGAGACUCUGUCAAAUAAAGCUCACUGUGUGGAGGACAUUCUGAGGGAAAUGACCCACUCUUGGCCUCCUCUCCUGACUGCCAUCCACACACCCAGCACAGCUGAGCCCUCCAGGUUCUCCUUCCCAGUCAAGGAAGCACAGCAUGUCCCACCUACAUUUCCAGGACAAAAACACUAUGGAUCACCUCCGCUAGCCUCUUCCUCCAGACUCAUCUGUCAACAGAGCUCAUCGUCCUUCAGUACGGUUGUAGCAACACAUUCCAGUGGGGUGGAGUCAGCCAGCUCCAGUGACUCCGAGAGCAGCUCAGGGUCAGACUCAGACAGUGAGAGCAGUGAGAGUGGGACAGAGGAGGCCCCACAACCCAUCAGGAGCAGCAGCCCACCAGUACCCAAGGCUGAAGGCCCCGUGGUGACUAACUGGCAGCUGAAUAACUGGAUCAGAGUGAGCCAGCAGAACCCCAUCACAGAGAGCCAGAGUGACACUGUCCAAAGCCCUUUACCAAAACAGCAGCAGAGCCAUGACUCAGAGGAGGAGGCCAUUCCUCCCAGGGACUACAAAUCCCACAUACCACCACAAUACCCAGAGUUCAGCGAUAGUGAAGCCAAACCUCCAGGAAGUGAGGACGUUGCCUGCAAACAGCAUGUCCGCCACAAGUCCCCGGCCGUCUCACAUGUUGGGGACAGCAGCAGCCAGAGAAAAACUGUGGGGAUCAAACAUCCCUCCAGACCAGUUAAGGCUCCCCGUCCUGAGGACUCCCAGGCUGGGCUGCGGGUUGAGAGUGUGGAGGUGGCCCCCCGCGACAAAGACCUCUCGUUCACAGACAUGCCAAAGGUCAAAACGAAAACCGGGCACAGCAGCAAGAGUGGCAGCGCCAUAACGGACAGUAAGAAGCCUGCCAAGCGCAACUCUUUGGAGAAGAGGAAGACUAAACAACCAGAGUCUGGGAGCAGUGGUCCCAAGAUGACUCUGAUGCUGGACUGUAAGAGGGAGAGGUCUCGCAGUCCCAGCCCUGCCCGGGUGGUGGAAACCUCCGUCAGUGUCAGGAAAGAGACCCUCCCGGCCCCUCAGAAGGGCCAGAAAACGCCCAGGAGCUACUCUGCAGCUGCAGCACACCAGGCCAAACGGGAGUCCUCAGCCAAAGCUUCCAGGGUCCCCCAGGGACCUCCACAUGCCCUGCUGGUGAAGAUUGAGCUCAAUCUGCUGUCCAGGGUCCCUCCCCAGGGCUCCAGGCCUUCUCAUGGAGGCCAGGAACCAACCAGCAGGAAGAGACCCAACACAGCCCCAGAGAGGGGAGACGGGGACCCUGUUUCCCCCAUCGCUACCAAAGUCUGCAAAAAGAGACCGGCUGAGAAGGAUGUGAAAUCCCUGCCAAGGAAGAAGCCAAAACUGGAGAAAGAUCUCAAACACUCCUCUUCAUGUCCUGGUUCCUGCAAGUCUGCGACGCCCAAGAACCCUGGAGAGGAGGAGGUGGAGAGGAAGCGGUCGAAGAAGGGGACUUCUGUCCCUCUGCAAGACCCUGGGAAAGAGCCGGGGAGGCGCAAGCGGCAUGCGGGGGAGACCCCAGAGCCCAACGCUGCCUCAGCAGCCAAAAGCAAGGACAGGGAGGCCUCCACCCCCGUCAAACACAAGAAGGGCACUGGGAAACGACACACAGAGCAUUCCAAGACUGGCAAGGCCCCCAAGAGCAGCUUUGCCUUCUCUGUGCCUGCCCAGCUCACCGGGGGUUCCCUGUCCUCCAGACCCCUGCUCAAGGUCGAGGACAGGCAGCACCCAGUGGAGUAUCAUAUGAAGGAAGCCAAAAAACUCAAGCACAAAGCAGAUGCCACGUCUGAUAAGGUGGGCAAAGUUUUCAACUACCUCGAUGCUGCCAUGUCCUUUGUGGAGAGCGGCAUCGCUAUGGAAACCGAUCCCCAGACCCCGAAGUCAGCAUAUACGAUGUUCGCUGAAACCUUGGAUCUGAUAAGGUUCAUACUGAAACUGAAGGGCUCUGUGGACCCCUCUGCCCCUGUUACAGACAAGGAUUUUAUAAUAUUAUGUAUGAGGUGCCAGUCCCUUCUACAGAUGGCCAUGUUUCGCUACAAAAGAGAAAUGGCACUUAAGUAUUCAAGGACCCUCACGGAUCAUUUCAAGAGCUCCUCCAAGUCUGCAGCCCCCUACCAAUGUGUCUCAAAAAGCACGGGCACACCAUCCCCCAUGUCUCCCAUGCCGUCUCCUGCCAGCACAGCCAGCUCUGGGCCAGGCUCCAAUCACAGCAGUGGGGUGGGGAUGGGCAAUGUGAGCACUGUGGCCAUUCCCCAGGUCAUCCAGCAGGUGGCAUCGUCCUACGUCAACAUCACAGCACUCUUCCUGAGUGCUCACGACAUCUGGGAGCAGGCUGACGAGCUGGCACACAGAGGCAGUGGUUUGUUGUCUGAGCUGGACUCAGCUCUGGGCCAGUUGAGCCUGACCUCCACCAUGAGCUCUCUGGUGCGACACACACGGCAGGGACUGCAGUGGCUCCGACUGGACACCUGCGAGACACAAUGACUGUUUCUCAACCCCACCCAGCACUACACAGCCCUGCUUACUCCUGCCGUACUCCUACAGUGCCCAGCCCUGGAUAACCCUGUCCGGGACAUCCUAUUUGGCUUUAUUUAUUGACAGGCCAUCAGGCGAAAGCAGGAUCCCAAGUCCCUCCUCUACAAGUUGUUCAUAUGGAUACAAAGUCAACUUUUAUUACAUUUUUCCCAACUACCUAUGAAACUGAUGUUCAGAGACCCUGUGUCCCACACACUUCCGGGUCCUCGUCCUCUGUUGGUCAUAUGGAUGGGUCCAUUAACAAAUCAACUAUCACAUCCAUCUCUGGAGGCAGCAGGGCCUGCUAGACCUGUAGUGAGCUGAAUGAGACUCUCCCUUUCUGAAUAAUUUGUCACACAGCCAACUGACUGUGGCCUGGCCACCCCUCUGGGCCCUGUAUCCCCUGGGGGUUAGACAGUGGGAAGGUUGGCUGAAGAACUGACUUUUGGGAGGGAUCAAAGAGUCCUCCCACCCUUCUCCUGUGGUAAUGCAAAGCAGUGAUGAUAAAAAGCUUAUUUAUUAGCCUUAUUAUAUUAUCACUAUUUUUAUAUUGUUUCAGUAAAAUUUUGUUUGAUCAAAAGCGGUGUCAUGGCCAAUAUUUACUUCACCCAGCUGAAAAGGCCUAUAGAACUACAGGUAUCCAUCCAUCCCAGACCCAUCCUAUAAUAAUAGUAAUAAUAAUAUUGGUUAACUCCUGCAGAAUAUAACCAGUAUCUCUGCGCUCUAUAAAGUAUUUCUAAAUUGAUUUUGCCCUGAAAAAUUGACAUGCCACAAGAUGGCCCUGGUCACUUUCUGUGAAUAUGUUUGUUUAUUAUUCUUCUUCUCUUUUCUCUUCAAAUGAGAUUGAAUCUACCUGCCAGGACGGGUCCACUAUGUUAAUUCAGUCAUAACAGAAAUAUAGUGCAUUCGGAAAUUAUUCAGACCCCUUGAGUUUUUCCACAUUUUGUAACGUUAAAGCCUUAUUCUAAAAUUGCUUAUAUUGUUUUUUGCCCUUCAUCAAACUACACACAAUACCCCACAAUGGCAAAGCAAAAACAAGUUUAUAUCAAUGUUUUCAAAUUAAUAUUAAAAAAUAUUAAAAAAUGAAAUCACAUUUACAUAAGUAUGCACACCCUUUUUCAGUACUUUGUUGAAGGACCUUUGGCAGCGAAUACAGCCUCGAGUCUUGGGUAGGAUGCUACAAGCUUGGCACACCUGUAUUUGGGGAGUUUCUCCCAUUCUUCUCUGCAGAUCCUCUCAAGCUCUGUCAGGUUGGAUGGGGAGUGUCGCUGCACAGCUAUUUUCAGGUCUCUCCAGAGAUAUUUGAUUGGGUUCAAGAAUCAGCUCUGGCUGGGCCACUCAAGGACAUUCAGAGACUUGUCCCAAAGCCACUCCUGCAUUGUCUUGGCUGUUUGCUUAGGGUCGUUGUCCUGUUGGAAGGUGAACCUUCACCCCAGUCUGAAGUCCCUGAGUGCUCUGGAGCAGGGUUCCCUCAAGGAUCUCUCUAUACAUCUUUCCCUCAAUCCUGACUAGUGUCCCAGUCCCUUGUCGCUGAAAAACAUCCCCACAGCAUGAUGCUGCUGCUGCCACCAUGCUUCACUGGUGCCAGGUUUCCUCCAGAUGUGAUGCUUGGCAUUCAGGCCAAAGAGUUCAAUCUUGGUUUCAUCAGACCAGAGAAUCUUGUUUCUCAUUGUCUGAGAGUCUUUAAUGGCCUUUUGGCAAACUGCAAGUGGGCCUUCAUGUGCCUUUUUACUGAGGAGUGGACUCUGUCUGGCCACUCUACCAUAAAGGCCUGAUUUGGUAGAGUGCUACAGAGAUGGUUGUCCUUCUGGAAGGUUUUUCCAUCUCCGCAAGAGGAUCUCUGAAGCACUGUCAGAGUGGCCAUCGGGUUCUUGGUCACCUCCCUGACCAAGGCCUUUCUCCCCCGAUUGCUCAGUUUGGCCGAGCGGCCAGCUCUAGGAAGAAUCUUGGCAGUUCCAAACUUUUUCCAUUUAAGAAUGAUGGAGGCCACUGUGUUCUUGGGAACCUUCAAUGGUGCAGACAUUUUCUGGCACCCUUCCCCAGAUCUGUACCUCUACACAAUCCUGUCUCGGAGCUCUACAGUCAAUUCCUUCAACCUCAUGGCUUGGUUUUUGAAUUGACAUGCACGUUCAACUGUGGGACCUUAUAUAGACAGGAGUGUUCCUUUUCUAAAUCCAAGUUGUAGAAACAUCAAGGAUGAUCAAUGGAAACAGGAUGCACCAGAGCUCAAUUUGAGUCUCAUAGCAAAGGGUCUGAAUACUUAUGUAAAUAAGGUAUCUUUUUUAUUUGCAAAAAAUGUCGACCUGUUUUCGCUUUGUCAUUAUGGGUUAGUGUGUAGAUUGAUGAGGAACAUUUUUUUAUUUAAUCAAUUUUAAAAUAAGGCUGUGACCUAACAAAAUGUUGAAAAAGUUAAGGGGUCUAAAUACUUUCCGCAUGCACUGUAUGCUUUGAUUUGAGUUGGAUAAAAAGUGUGCCUUAUAUGUUUAAAGGAGACUUAAGUCUGUCUUCCCAAAUUAAAUACUUUUUGAAAGUAGCAUCAUGGAUAAUUAACACAGCGAAUCCCAAAAACAGAAGUCAAGUGACUAUGUAUGUGGGAGGAGUUUCUCAACUCCUCCCACAUACAUAGUCACGAUAGUCUGAAAGUCAAGUCCUACUCUUCCCUUUACUAUACUAACAGUCAUGACCGUUGGAAAGGAUGCACUGUUUGACUGGCAGCCUGAGAAAGCACUGACAGGUGGUUCUGUUUACAUCAUUUGCAUAGCUCUGAUGUACAUACGGUAUACAUUGACAAGUUUUGUUUUCAAAAUCAUCUAAAUUAUUGCUGCUUUUUAGUGCUGUUCUUGAAACGACUACUGACCUUUGUUAUCUAGAGAUAAUGGGCAAUAGAGUCAAUGUGUCUCAAAUUGCAGCCUAUUCUCUAUUUUUGACCAAGUAGUGCAUAAUAUAGGGAAUAUGGUCCCAAUUGUGGCACAGACAAUGUCUAGAUGAGUAUUGUAUGUUUAGGCCUAUUCAUGGAGUUUAAAGACUGAGAUGUAGACCCUGUCUUGCAGUAGAAUAAAAGACAGCAUUUCCCUUUUAAAUCAAAUCAAAUUUUAUUUGUCACAUACACAUGGUUAGCAGAUGUUAAUGCGAGUGUAGCGAAAUGCUUGUGCUUCUAGUUCCGACAAUGCAGUAAUAACCAACAAGUAAUCUAACUAACAAUUCCAAAACUACUGUCUUAUACACACAAGUGUAUAAGGGGAUAAAGAAUAUGUGCAUAAAGAUAUAUGAAUGAGUGAUGGUACAGAGCAGCAUAGGCAAGAUACAGUAGAUGGUAUCGAGUACAGUAUAUACAUAUGAGAUGAGUAUGUAAACAAAGUGGCAUAGUUAAAGUGGCUAGUGAUACAUGUAUUACAUAAAGAUGCAGUAGAUGAUAUAGAGUACAGUAUAUACGUAUACAUAUGAGAUUAAUGAUGUAGGGUAUGUAAACAUUAUAUUAGGUAGCAUUGUUUAAAGUGGCUAGUGAUAUAUUUUACAUCAUUUCCCAUCA